GUGCACGUUCACGAGUGACGAGUCGAGUUGAGCGCGCUACGUGCUGCGUUCCCGUGGAUAUAACUUAACCAAAUACGCCUUUCUCCGCAUUAAUAUUACCUUCUAAUAACACGGUGCUUUUAAAAUUAAGCUCGGAAAAAGUAAUCUGAAACAACGGAUAAUUUUCUGUGAAAGCGGGGUGAACCUCUUGGUGGCGCAGUUUGACCCUUGCAGAAUGGCCGCCGAGGUGAACGGCAGCCCCAUGACAGCCAAGGAGGAGGAGGAGCCUAUGGACAUCAGCGCGACACACGCAGACAACUGUCAGAAGCUCAUCGACGCUGGCCUUGCCCAGAAAGUGGCGGAGAAGCUGAAUGACAUCUUCCUGACGGGACUGGUGGCGUACGCAGACCUAGAUGAGAGAGCCCUUGAUGCCCUAAGGGAGUUCAACGAGGAUGGAGCGCUCGCGGUUCUGCAGCAGUUCAAGGAAAGUGACUUAUCCCAUGUGCAGAACAAAAGUGCCUUUCUGUGUGGUGUCAUGAAGACGUACAGACAGAGGGAGAAGCAGGGAAGCAAGGUGCAGGAGUCCACGAAGGGGCCAGACGAAUCGAAGAUAAAGGCCCUCUUGGAGAAGACGGGGUACACGCUGGAUGUCACCACUGGACAGAGGAAAUACGGCGGACCUCCACCUGCUAAGGCGUUUCAAGGAUCUCAGCCUGGAAUUGGGACUGAGGUUUUCGUGGGGAAGAUUCCUCGGGAUCUGUACGAGGACGAGCUGGUUCCCCUCUUCGAGAAAGCGGGUCCCAUCUGGGACCUGCGUCUGAUGAUGGACCCGCUGACGGGCCAGAACCGCGGAUACGCCUUCAUCACCUUCUGCAGCAAGGACGACGCGCAGGAAGCUGUCAGACUGUGUGACAACUAUGAAAUCCGCCCUGGCAAGUACCUGGGCGUGUGCAUCUCCGUAGCAAACAACCGCCUCUUCGUUGGAUCUAUUCCGAAAAACAAAACAAAAGAGAGCAUUUUGGAGGACUUCAGCAAAGUGACAGAGGGUCUGACGGAGGUGAUCCUCUACCACCAGCCGGACGACAAGAAGAAAAACCGCGGCUUCUGCUUCCUGGAGUAUGAGGACCACAAGGCGGCCGCGCAGGCCCGCCGCCGACUGAUGAGCGGCAAAGUAAAGGUGUGGGGCAACCCAGUCACUGUGGAGUGGGCCGACCCAGUGGAGGAGCCCGACCCGGAGGUCAUGGCCAAGGUGAAGGUGCUGUUCGUGAGGAAGCUGGCCACAUCUGUCACGGAAGAGCUCUUGGAGAAGACCUUCUCGGAGUUCGGGAACGUGGAGCGGGUGAAGAAGCUGAAGGACUACGCCUUCGUCCACUUUGAGGACCGAGAGGCGGCCAUGAAGGCGAUGGCGGAAAUGAACGGGAAGCCGCUGGAGGGAGAGGAGAUAGAAAUCGUCUUGGCGAAGCCCCCAGACAAGAAGAGGAAGGAACGGCAGGCAGUCCGACCACCUGGCAGAAACACGGGGUACGACGAUUAUUAUUACUACCCACCCCCUCGCAUGCCCCCCCCAAUGAGAGGCAGGGGGCGCGGGGGCAGGGGUAGCUACCCGUACCCCCUAGACUACUUUACCAGUGAAGAUUACUAUGACGACUAUCACGCUUAUGACUAUCAUGAUUACCGAGGUGGCUAUGAAGACCCUUACUACGCCUACGACGACGGCUACCCCUUGAGAGGGAGGGGCAGUCGGGGUGGGAGGGGCGGCCUUCUUCCAGCCAGGUCACGGGGGGCCCCGCCCCCACGGGGGAGGGGGGCCUACAUCCAAAGAGGAGUGCCCCGGGGGGGGCGGGGCAGCCGGGGAGCCCCCUUCCAGCAGCAGAGGGGCCGAGGAGCCAGGGGUCCGCGGGGAAACAGAGGGGGCAACGUGGGCGGGAAGAGGAAGGCCGACGUGUUCAACCAGCCGGACUCCAAGCGGCGACAGACCAACAGCCAGCAGAACUGGGGGUCCCAGCCCAUCGCCCAGCAGCCCCUGCAGCAGGGUGCCGACUAUUCCGGUAACUAUGGUUACAGUAAUGACAACCUGGAGUUUUCUCACGAUUCAUAUGGCCAGCAGUGGAAGUAGGUGCAAGUUAAGUUUAUGUGGCAGACAAAUCAAGGAGAUGGCCAGCACCUUCCGAUUUGGCUUUCGGUUUUCAUCCCCCACACACAAACGAAUGCUAAGACCUCACAAAAGAGUCCUCGCCGGAGUUUGGCCGUUCGAUUGGCCGGAGGUAUGAAUUGGGCUGAAGAUGAUUGUCAAACUCUUCCCAACCGUUUUCUUACUCUGGACACCCCUGACUAAACACAACCACUUUUUAUGUUUGUUUUUCUUUUUUUUUUUUUUGUGUUCAUGUUUUUUUUUUUUAAAAAGCCAGCAUUUAAUGUUUUAAAGGUGGACAUUCCUUUUCAAAGGUUUGUGAAGAUGUUAAAAAUCAUGAAUGUCCUGUUGGAUCCCUUGCUUAAUCCCCCCCUUCCCCCCCCCCCCCCCCCAUUGUGGGCUUAUUUCCUUCCAUACUCCUAAUAUUGAGCGGUGGAGGAAUAUGCUUGUGUAUAUAGGUUUGAAUUUAGGCAUUUAUUUUCAGUGCUUUCACAGUUUGCUUUAAUAAUCCAAGGGGAAAAAAGCAUAAAUUGGGGGGGAAAUAUUUGUAUUUCAGUUGCUAUAAAUUGCUUAGUGGUAGAUUUAGAAGUGUUUUGGGUUUUAGAACUGUUCGUAUAACUUCAUAAAAAUCUGAUCUUUAAAAAUUUUUUUGGAAUUUGGUUUGAAACACGUAAAGGGCCGUGACAGAGUGUUCUUUCAUGUUUGUAACUUCUGAUUGUUACAUUUCAAUAAAACUCAACCAAAAAUUUAGUUACCAGAUA
Messenger RNA from Paramormyrops kingsleyae, 2871 nucleotides. Its product is annotated as heterogeneous nuclear ribonucleoprotein R-like. Lineage: Eukaryota; Metazoa; Chordata; Actinopteri; Osteoglossiformes; Mormyridae. The record is from RefSeq and is a predicted model, not a curated record. Gene Ontology annotation, molecular function: RNA binding.